Molecule: messenger RNA, 1488 nt
Organism: Botrytis deweyae
Lineage: Eukaryota; Fungi; Ascomycota; Leotiomycetes; Helotiales; Sclerotiniaceae
Exons: 4
Coding region: 288-1304 (338 amino acids)
Biological process (GO): transmembrane transport
Source: RefSeq, a predicted model, not a curated record
GAUUCAGGAAUUCUUCAAACUUAAUAUCAUAUCAUAGAUAUUCAUAACCUCCUAUUUACCUAUCUGGAUUUGUGAUACAUACUUGUGUCUUUUAUUAAUUAUUAAAAAUUCAAAUAAGAUAUAAAAAAGACCUUGCACUAAACUUAUUCCUUUACCUAAUAAUACCCAGACUCAAUAUCCAUUAUUGCUUGUUUGUUUGCUGCUCCAUGAAAUUUUAAAAUACAAUCGUUCUAUAUUCCCCCUACUCAAGAAUAUAAAGUCGGUUCAGUAUAUUCUACAAAUCCAACAUGACAGGACAAUCAAAAGAAGCCGUUAUUCCACCAUGGGGUUUGGCAGUUGCUGGAGCUACAGGAGCUGUAAUUGCAAAUGCUAUGGUAUAUCCCCUGGAUAUAGUGAAAACUCGCCUGCAAGUUCAAGUCAAACGCAAGCCGACCGAUGUAGCACCAACGGGUGACGAUGCAGUCCACUAUACGUCGACUUGGGAUGCGAUUUCGAAGAUUGUAGCCGAGGAUGGAGUUGCUGGACUCUACGCUGGUAUCAAUGGCGCCUUGAUUGGUGUCGCCUCAACCAAUUUUGCCUACUUCUACUGGUACUCGGUCGUUCGAACGUUAUAUCUCUCUUCCCAGAAAGUUCCCACGCCUCCAAGCACUGCAAUCGAAUUGUCUUUAGGAGCCGUCGCAGGAGCUGUUGCCCAGGUCUUUACUAUUCCUGUUGCAGUAGUUACCACUCGUCAGCAAACACAAAAAAAGGGUGAAAGGAAAGGGAUGGUAGAUACAGCUCGGGAUGUUAUCCAUAGCGAAGAUGGUUGGACCGGUCUUUGGAGAGGUCUCAAGGCCAGCUUAGUGCUUGUUGUUAAUCCUGCCAUUACAUAUGGCGCAUAUCAAAGAUUGAGAGAGGUUGUUUUCCCAGGCAAGACAAACCUCAAACCAUGGGAAGCAUUUGUAUUGGGAGCAAUGUCCAAAUCCCUUGCAACCAUUGUAACCCAGCCUUUGAUUGUUGCAAAGGUUGGACUUCAGUCAAGACCACCCCCUUCCAGAGAGGGUAAACCUUUUAAAAGUUUUAUCGAAGUAAUGCAGUUCAUCAUCCAUAAUGAAGGAUUGCUGGGCCUCUUCAAGGGAAUCGGUCCACAAAUCACCAAGGGACUCAUUGUUCAAGGUCUCCUAAUGAUGACGAAAGAAAGGAUGGAGCUACUUUUCAUUCUUCUCUUUAGAUAUCUUCGAAAGAUUAGAUCAGAGCAAUUGCAAAAGGCCGCAGAUCUUGCAGCGUCAAAAGCCAAGCAAGUUCUACCAGUCAUUGCUAAGUAAUAAACAAAUUCGAGUAUUGAGCGAGUAAUAGCAAAAAUGAGGGCAUUGAAAUUUCUUUAUGGUUUUGGGUAGUAGAGCAUUGUAAGUUUUGCUAGGUUUAGCUGGAGUAGAUGUGAUAGAGCUUGUACUGUACAUAUACUUGAUUGGAAAACAAAUUGAAUGACAUAUAUGAUAUUUUUGACCA